Molecule: messenger RNA, 1115 nt
Organism: Scaptodrosophila lebanonensis
Lineage: Eukaryota; Metazoa; Arthropoda; Insecta; Diptera; Drosophilidae
Product: GSK3-beta interaction protein
Exons: 1
Coding region: 503-913 (136 amino acids)
Biological process (GO): regulation of canonical Wnt signaling pathway
Cellular component (GO): cytoplasm
Molecular function (GO): kinase regulator activity; protein kinase A binding
Source: RefSeq, a predicted model, not a curated record
UGUGUUCUCCUACACACAUACAUAUUUCUCUUAACAUUUUUGUUAUAUUAAAAUGGCGCGAAUGGCAGGUUAUCCAUUGGGGAACUCGAAAAUCUUGGCUGCCAAUGUUUCAAAAUCGUAUAUAGUAUUUCCGAUAGAAAAUUCGCAAGAACACGCAUAAGAUAUUUGUGUAAAAGUUAUCGAUGUAUCAUUUGUUUGACUUGUUCACCAAAACAGCUGUCGAAAGUGAAUCUAAACCAACAUAUGGCACAGUGUUAAUAAAAACAUGUUGCACUGGUAAACGGAACAUUUUAAAUUGUAAACACAAAGUGUUGAGUUUCUUCUCCAAAAAAAUUACGAAAUUCAUAAGCAAAGUCAUCAUUAAUGUAAAAUACAAUAUUAAACAUUUAAUUGGUGAUGGCGAUGUUCUUGUAAAAGUGGAUGGCCAAAAAACUCGUAUCUAAACGUUGCUAAAUAACUUAAAACAUAAACAAUAUAUUCAGCAAUAUACUAAAUCGACGAGAUGAAUAUCAACGCAGACGACGACGGUGACUUGGUGUUUAACUGCAUAGACGAGGCUAAAGCCAUUAUUAAUGAUGUAAAGUCUCACGUUGACGAAAUUCUAAUAUCAAACCUCCCCUGCGAUGCAACGCACAUAUAUCUAAAUAUUCGUACUAUAGAAGGCACUACAUGCUGCGUGCAGGUAUCCAGCAGGGGCUUUAAGAUCGUAUCUUCCUUGUAUGAUACCGUUAAUAAGCAAAAAGAAAACGCAAACCCGGAUGAGGAUGAAAUUUUCGAAACUCCUUACGCUCUGUUGGACAAGAUUAGUCCACAGUAUGUGGAGUCCUUUGGCAACAAGCUAUGCCAACAACUGCGUCAGCUUCAGCAGAUGCGCACCGAAUUUAACGAGGCGGAUGAGGAUGAUGAAGAGUAGCUACACAGGAGACGUUAACGAGAGACGAUAGUCUAAUUGCGAGAGUAUAGUACUUUAUUUUAAUGCUUUCUGUAUGUGUGUGCGUUUGUAUGCAAUGUGAACCGUUAUAGUAUUUAUCUUCACAGGAUUUACAUUUAUUUUAAAAUACUAGUCCUAAACUUUUAAGCGUUUCAAAAAUAAAGAUUGUGAUUGCAGCUCUAAA